UUAAAUUCAAACAUUUUAAAUCUCAUUUUCCUUUCAUAUCAUCAUUAUAUAAAUAAAUACACAUAUACAUACAACCUAUAGAUACCUAAAAUCCCUUAUAAAACCCCUAAAAAUUCCACAUUUCCGAAAUCAAUCCAAUCCAAUCCAAUCCAAUCCAAAACACACACACAGAAAAGGAAUCAAGUUAUUUUUUCAAUCACCUACCAAUAUAUACAUACAAAAGUUUAUAUCUAUAUAAUACGAUCUGAUUUAGUAUUAAGAUGAGAAGGAGAUUAGUAAUAGUAUUGAAACAGAUGGAUUUUAAUGUCGGUGGGGUUUGUUACUGUGCAGAAGGAGCUACAGUAAUAGUGAUAUAGGAGGAGUGUGUGUGUAUAUAUAUAUAUAUUAUGAAUAAUAUUAUAAAAAUAAUAUCCAAUAAUGGAAUGUUAUUGUUCAUUACUAAUGAGUUGAUGAAGAUCAGAAGUGGUCAUCGACAUAUUUCGUUUCGUAAUAUAUUUCAUACGAUAUUAAUCCUGGCUUUUUUACUGCCUUUUGUUUUUAUUCUUACUGCUGUUAUUACUCUUGAAGGUGUCAACCACUGCUCGUCUAUCGAUUGUUUAGGAAGACGUUUGGGGCCAAGGCUUCUUGGGAGGGGAGAUGAUUCGAAGAGGUAUCUUACAGAAUUUUAUACGAUUCUUGAGCAAGUGCAUUAUGAAGAAGUCCCAGAUGAUCUAAGGCUUCCUGAUAACUUUGAUCAACUUGUUUCAGAAUUGAAAAGCAACACAUAUAAUGCUAAAGAGUUUGCAUUUAUUUUGAAAGGAAUGAUGGAAAGGUCUGAGAGGGAGAUCAGAGAAUCUAAAUUUCAAGAACUAAUGAACAAACAUUUUGCGGCAACAUCAAUUCCCAAGGGCAUCCAUUGUCUCUCUUUACGUUUGACUGAUGAGUACUCUUCUAAUGCGCAUGCACGGAAACAGUUGCCUCCGCCGGAGCUACUCCCACUUCUUUCCGAUAACUCCUACCAACACUUUUGUGUGUUUACUGAUAAUAUUCUGGCAGCGUCAGUUGUAGUCUCUUCAGCCGUUCGAUCGUCUCUUAGGCCCGAGAAGAUUGUCUUUCAUGUAAUAACUGACAAGAAAACUUACGCAGGGAUGCACUCAUGGUUUGCAUUAAAUCCCAUCUUCCCGAGCAUUGUUGAAGUCAAAGGUGUUCAUCAGAUUGACUGGUUGACUAGAGACAAUGUUCCUGUUCUUGAAGCCGUUGAAAAUCAUCAAGGAGUCAGAAAUUACUACCAUGGGAGUCAUGUAGCCGGUGCCAAUCGCAGUGUUACCUCACCAAGAUUAUUUGCCUCUAAAUUGCAGGCUAGAAGCCCCAAAUACAUAUCUUUGCUGAAUCAUCUUCGCAUAUAUUUGCCAGAGCUAUUCCCGAACCUUGAUAAAGUGGUUUUCUUGGAUGACGAUAUUGUAAUUCAACGUGAUUUGUCACCACUUUGGGAUAUUGACCUUCGUGGGAAGGUUAAUGGAGCUGUCGAAACUUGCAAAGGUGAAGACUCGUGGGUGAUGGGCAAGCGGUUCAAAAUCUAUUUCAACUUUUCUCACCCACUUGUAGCGAAAAGUUUGGAUCCAGAGGAAUGUGCUUGGGCUUUUGGUAUGAAUAUCUUUGAUUUACGUGCAUGGAGAAAGACUAAUAUAAGAGAAAUAUACCACUCAUGGGUGAAAAAGAAUUUGAACUCAAAUUUAACAUUGUGGAAGCUUGGAACACUACCUCCCGCCCUCAUUGCAUUUAGAGGUCAUGUUCAUCCGAUUGAUCCGUCAUGGCACAUGCUGGGCUUGGGCUACCAGAACAACACAAGUAUUGAGAGUGUAAAGAAGGCUGCUGUAAUUCAUUACAAUGGCCAAUCGAAACCGUGGCUAGAGAUAGGCUAUGAGCAUCUUCGUCCUUUUUGGUCCAAAUAUGUCAACUACUCCAAUGAUUUUGUCAAGACGUGUCACAUUUUGGAGUAGUCAAAGAUAAGCAAUUUAUAGAAUAUCGUCAACAUAUAUUGAAAAGAUGGCAGUGCAACUCUUGAAAAAGCUUGGCUGUGGACCUUGGGGCCCAAAUCAAUAGCAGCAUGCUCUCGACCUGUAGCACAACCGUUUCUUUAUUCAGACAGUAUUUAACCCUCUCGAUUAGGAGGGUGAUUGGGUAUACGUUAGUUGAUAGGAUGAAAUAAUAGGAAUCAAGUAUGGGGCUGAGUCGAAGAAUGCUGUUUGCCUGAAAGUACCUGAGAUUGAGAAGAUGAAUGUCCUUAACUUUAGCCCAAUUAGCUUCAGAAAUGAUAUGAUUCUUUAUUCCCAUAUAAAGUUUUGAUUUUAUAUAAUUGUGCUAUUUUAGUGGCCAUAGAUGGUUGGAAAUUGUUUUGUUACGGGAAUAUUGUAGCGGGAAACAUUAUUCAUAGGUUAUAAGUAGUGGCCAUGUACUAUUCAUGAAAAGCAUUUAUAAUGUGCAGUUGAUUCUUUUUUAUCCCAA
Molecule: messenger RNA, 2484 nt
Organism: Erigeron canadensis
Lineage: Eukaryota; Viridiplantae; Streptophyta; Magnoliopsida; Asterales; Asteraceae
Product: probable galacturonosyltransferase 14
Exons: 6
Coding region: 387-1979 (530 amino acids)
Molecular function (GO): polygalacturonate 4-alpha-galacturonosyltransferase activity
Source: RefSeq, a predicted model, not a curated record